AGGUUUCUGUUUGUUCUCAAACUCAUCCCGCUGUUUUACAGGGCAGAAUACCUGUAUAUAAGCACACAAGCUUGGUAAAAUAUACCAAAACAGUGCCCACAUCAACCCCGCGGCCAUGGCUGAGGUUGUCGGCACCGUCAUAGGGGUGGUUGGCUUCUUUGGUCAAAUGUUUGACGGGUGCGUCAAGGCCUACGGCUACUUCUCAAUGGCUACGCAGAUGGACACCGAGAGCCAGCGACUUAUGUGCAAGGUCCGUAUCGAGGAGAUGCGUCUUGUUGUCUGGGGUCGAGAAUGGGGCGUUGCAGAGGGCAAGCUAGAUGCCCAUCUCGACGUCGAGAAGAACCCGCAGCUGCGAGCGCUGGCGACGCAGAUUCUGCAAGAGUUGCACAGCACAGUGACAGAUUUUCGCAAGUUACAGGAACGGUAUGGCCUCGUGGAUGCCAACGCUGUCGAUGGUGAGGGAUCCGGCGGCAGCAGAAGCAGCAAUACAUCGCGAGCCAAUUCUAUUUCCUCGUCUGUAGGAGCCCUACCCGAGAAAGGAAAGAAGGCAACCGAGAAGCUCGGCCUGAAAACAGAGAAGAGCUGGAAAAAGGACGCUACGUUACGAGCUAAGUGGGUUAUUAAAGAUAAGGAGAAGUUUCAAAAGCUGCUUCGUGAUCUAAAAGACUUCAACGACGGACUAGAGAACCUCUUCCCACCCUCCCAACUCCCUUCCAUCCACCGUGCAUGGACAAAUCGCCUUCUAGACUCUGCCGAGCGCGAUCUUGCCCAGCUGUCACUUCUAGAAAACGCCUCAUCUGGCAUAUAUCCACAGCUAAAUGCUUCAGCCAACCUCAAAAAACUGCGCAUUAACCUCGACUCGAAACCCCAGUCGGCAUUCAAGCCCACGUUUGCUCUCAAAGUGCCUCGCGCCGCUCUUGAGCUGAGCACCCCAGAUCCAACAUGCGCCACAACCGGCAUAGUGAGCGGUAGAUGCCACGCCCGGCAUGAACUCGUUGGGGACGUGGUGGUUGAGUGGGUGCACUAUGAUGCGGAUGAGUUCGAAGAGCGCUUUGCCCACGUGAAACGGCUCGACGAUCUUGCCAAGAUGAUGCAUUCGGCCUCGUCAUCUCACCCUGACCUACACUCUAUCGACUGUGUAGGUUACACCGAUGAUAAGGUCAACGGGCGAUACGGUCUGGUCUACAAUGCACCAGCACCGUCGUUCUCAACACUGCAUGCCCUCAUCUCGUCGUCAGACCUUAAAACUCCAGACCUAGACGAACGCAUCAAACUUGCCAAGACGCUCGCCGUUUCUCUCUGGUCUCUCCAUUCGUUAGACUGGCUGCACAAGAGCCUUUGUGCGUCGAAUAUCCUAUUCUUUCCAUCUGCAUUUUCCUCAGCUGCGCAGUCUUCAACAGCUUCGGCCGCUCUUGUGCCCGACAUUUCAUCACCGUUUCUCAGCGGCUUUGAUGCCUCACGCCCAGACCUGGACAUUGCCCUGUCUGUUGUCCCCAAAAAUCCAUCCAUUUUAGACUUGCAUCGCCAUCCUGAUUCUCGGCGGGGCACAACCCCCUACUGCAAGAGCUUUGAUAUUUAUAGCUUGGGUCUGGUGCUUCUCGAAAUUGGCUUAUGGAAAGUCCUUCAAACAUAUCACAAACCUCAUUACUCGGCUGAGCGAUGGCGAGACAAGGUUGUUCUUGCCGUCUUGGUCCCUGGCCUUGGAAGUAAAGCUGGCCGCCGAUAUAGAGAUGUCGUGGAAAAGUGCCUUAAGGUUGGCCCCGACGUAACCAGCAGCGAUGCUGGUAACUUGAUGGAGGAGGUUGUUACAGCCCUAGAAAGUAUCCGCGUUUAGGGUGUCCAUAUAAAUGGAGAUGCACCAAAAGUCGCCGAACUUGAAAAACACAUAAAAUCUUAUGAUCAUAGAUUUAUAGAAUAAAGUACUGUUGAGUUCAUGCCAAUUCGAUACGUUAUAUGUAAAUUGCGUCUCGAACAAGACGCGUAUUCCGUCCGACGAAGCGCUUUGGAACCCCUUCUCGCCAUUAAGACGAGCAUUAUAAAAAACGCAAAAGAGAAGAAAAAUAGAAAAUACAGCAUAAGAAAACGUGGUUACCCAAAUGCCCAAAAUUGCAAGCAAAACGCAACCCAAAGAAAAAGCAAUGCAUCAAAACAAUAUCGUAAGACUCCGUGCUCAAAACACCAAAUCUCCAUCACACCCUUCCAACCUUGUCAAACAUCUCUUGUUGCAAAAGCAAACAAAAACAAUGCUGGGCAUAGCGCCUUUUCAAAACUCUCAAUGUCCUUCGAAAUGCACAUGAUUGCAGGCAAAACAUGAAUACAAUCGUACAACAUCGCGCGUGUGAGUCGUUAGGUCAUUCACAAGUAUCAUAUCGCCAAAUUAGACUGCCUCGAAGCUACGUCGUCGGGGUCGUACUUCCUAUGCCCCCGAGACUUUGCGGGCUGUAGUAAUCGCCGUGGCAGAAGCUCCGCCACCGAUACUGCCAACACGGCCGCUGGUCUUGCGAACACCGGAAGACUCCUUAACCCGGAGAGGGGAUUCAGAAUCGUGGCGUCUGCUGCUGCGAAUUUUUGACAUAGACGCAGGAGUGCUGGCGACACGGUCAGUAGUCUUCGGCCUACCAGCUCCAAUAUUCUCGGCAUCUCGUGACGCAUCGUUAUCAAUCGUAUAGACGGACGACACUGUCUGGCUCACAGCACGUGAUUUGCUUCGACUCGGAGAUGCAGGAGCCUUGCGAUGGUUCCGAACGCGUACGUGGACCUCUUCAUCAGAGUCGGCGCGGGAUGCUGUCGGUAGAGCAUCUACGUCCUGGUGAACAGCGUCAUCCUCUUCAAGAGUUGCCUGGAAGGACGUCGAUCUCUGAUAAGGAUGGUGACGAUCAGCACGAGCAGUUUUGCGGGGCUGGCCGGGUGUUGGGGCGGGAAGAUAAUCUUCCUGUGUCUGACCGUGAUUGUGUCUCUCGUGGUCAACUUCGCUGAGCGGUGUACGAUUCGAAGGGCUGCGGUUGGGCGGCGUGGCCUGGCCGGCACGCAGUGCCGACUUUUGUAUGGCGCGAAUGGGGGUACUGGGGGAUGGGUUGGAAGCAGCUAACUCUCUCCUCAUUCUACGCUCAACGCGCUCCUCAAUCCACCAUUCUCGGAAGGUGCCUUGAUUGAGAUGCAGCCAGUGCUGCUGGGGUCCUACAACCAUGCCGGGUCGCAUAAAGCGCAUAAAGGAGAUGAUCUCGUCGGCGGUAAAUCCAUGACGGUAGAUGAGAUAGGCACCGAUGAGGCAACCAGUUCGUCCAAGACCAGCUUUGCAGUGAACUGCGAUACCCUUCUUCUUAACGGUGAUGGUUUCGUGGGCCAAGCGGAUAAACUUGCGUACAGUCGUGAGGGGGGGGCACGUUCCGUCAUCGAAAAUCAUGUCGAGAUGCUGAAUACCCAGUGCCUCAAAAUAGGACGGGGAGUAAAGAUGAGAGUUGAGGCGAACAACCAGGCCAAUGUUGCGCUCCGAGAAGUGGCAUAGUACAUUCUUGAAUGGCUGGGGAAGAGUAGGGUGAGAAUUGACGGCGUCGAGAUCCCGUGGUAGCAGUGGGAAGAGUUCUGAAUCCUCUGUAAUCUUGGCAACCGGUGUGUGCUGAGGAGACGCAAAUGCAAGAAAGUUGGGGGUAAUCCAGUUGAAAUCGCCAUGCUCGACGCGCUCAUAGCGCUCGUAUUCGUCAAGAUCAAAAUUGUCCAAAUCAAUACACUUUUCCUCCUUGGCUUUCCAAACACCGUAAACAAUGUCUUGGACGGUAAUGCCAUAAUCAGCCUGGCUGUAUCCGGCAUCCCGGAACGGCAUCAAGGGAGGAUCAACUUGAGCGAUUGGUGCGAGGGCUAAAUGAGGUGGCCAGUUUUGGAUCAGCACCAUAUAGCACGCAAGCAUGCAUGCAGCAUUGGCGCGAC
[Torrubiella] hemipterigena is the source of this 3924-nucleotide messenger RNA. The record is from the annotation of a GenBank genome assembly. Lineage: Eukaryota; Fungi; Ascomycota; Sordariomycetes; Hypocreales; Clavicipitaceae.